UGCAUUCAUAAGCCUAAUAUUCAUUAUUGCACUGGCCAACGCUCAGGCGGAGCUUGAACAGGUGCAUUCUAUCUUUUUGAAGAUCAAGAGGCAUGGAUUCAAUAAUCGUCGGCCUCUAGUACAUGGAUGUGGUCCAGGCGUUGUUGGAGAUGAGUGCAGCCGUUUGGUGAUGGCUUACAGCCGGAUGAGAAAGUAUCCUUGCGUCACGCGAUACGGGAACUUCCCCGUUUCUCACAACUCGCAAAAGUUCUUCCGCUGCAGGGGCGACAUAGUUACGCUAGAGGACUGUGGCAAUUCCUACAUCUUCGAUCCCGAUGUACGCUAUUGUGUGCUGAGGAAAAAAGCUAAAGAAACUUCCAAGAAAGAGAAGAAAAAGCAGACAAAUGAAACCCAGAAACGUGAUGAGAAAUCAUCACCACAAAAUGAAACAUCGUCUCAGCAAGUAUGUCCCAACGGCUUCUCCUCAAUGCUUAUGUUGCAAGAGGAUUCAGCUGACAAGGACAUCACUGAAGCAUGCCGGAAAAAUAAACAAUGCAAGCCGAAGCUAGACAAGCUGCGUGAAAGGCAAUGUCGCCCCUUCAAAUCGUUUCAAACACCGUUAAAAUUUAUCAAGGCAUCAAAUAUUAACAUGCUCAAUGUAUCUAUCAGCAACUCAUUUUCACGAGAGGCACGAUUCUGGUGGGUGUCGGACAUCCCCUCGGAGCUGCACUGGCGCUCUCCGGGAUACGUGGUGACACUCCAGGACUGUCUGAUGCUCUGCCACGAUCGGUUCGUCAUCGUUGGCACAGCAACAUGCGCAUGUGGAAGCAUUCGCGAAGAGAACGCUGAUUUCAACGUCUAUGACUGGGUGAGGGAUCAAAACUCUAAACGACUUCAGGAAAAGGAGGGAUUUCUCCUUCAUGAUAGAGAAACGUUCAAAACAGUGGGAUGGAGCUGCGGCACCAAGCCAACUGGAUGGAACAAGCUCCCUGGGAACACACUCAGCCAUUGUGUGCUCGCCUGUGUGAAGACACGCGCUUCACACCUCGCUUUUGGAAGAGACGGGUGUCACUGCUCUGUUAGCAACAGGACCUCAUCCAUCACAGCUCUACCAGUGGAGUCCUGCCAUCAUCCGACCGUUGGACUCAACGCAUUUGCCGUUCUGGAUGUCGGCUAUUGGACCAAAGCCAUACAAAUUCUGCUAAAAGGCUAUGGAUAA
Messenger RNA from Amphibalanus amphitrite, 1198 nucleotides. RefSeq lists its product as uncharacterized. Bases 170 to 1198 code for a protein of 342 amino acids. Gene Ontology annotation, molecular function: chitin binding. The record is from RefSeq and is a predicted model, not a curated record. Gene Ontology annotation, cellular component: extracellular region. The transcript has 10 exons. NCBI's taxonomy places the organism in Eukaryota, Metazoa, Arthropoda, Thecostraca, Balanomorpha, Balanidae.